Molecule: messenger RNA, 1639 nt
Organism: Nelumbo nucifera (sacred lotus)
Lineage: Eukaryota; Viridiplantae; Streptophyta; Magnoliopsida; Proteales; Nelumbonaceae
Product: tRNA (Ile)-lysidine synthase
Cellular component (GO): chloroplast
Source: RefSeq, a predicted model, not a curated record
GAACUCGAGAGUCCAAAUUCCCAAUAGAAGGAAGCGACAGAAAACGGAACAGAAAGGGCGGUCGUCAUCGUUUUUGAUCAAUCGAUAUUCGAGUAACGAGAUGGUGGCGAUCUCACUGUACAGAGGGAACCUGCACAGGGUGCCCGACGUCCCUCGGCGAUGGCUCAUGCCAAUCCCUCGCAUUUCCCUCAAAGAUUUCAGGAUUCUCCUCCGCAAACGGGAGAAAGCUCUGUCUCGCAUCUCCAGCACCACCGCUCCCACUAGCUCAAAUCCCAACCCUAACCCUGAUUUCAAACAAGAGGAAGGCGUUGGAGACAGUGGCUGUUCCAAACAAAACGGGAGAAAGCUCUGUCUCGCUUCUGAGCCCCAAUCCCAGCCAACCAUCGCCAGGAAUUCUGAAGAUGCGCCAUCCCAGCAUGGAACAGUUGAACACGCCAAAGAUCAAAAUGAAGCAGACUGCGAUCCUCGUGCUGAGCAAUCCAGAGAACUCGGUGGUUCUAUUUCGUCUUAUGCCACAAACGCUGUCGUCCCAGAGAGCGUCUGUGCUCCAAAAGAUGGUGGCGGCGGUAGCGUAAGCGGCCGUAUCCCCAAGGAUUUACAAGAAGAGAAGCCGGUGGACUCGGUCCAACCCUUCAUGGAGGUAAGCAAGAAUGUGGAUGUAAUGAGUGACAAAGAGAAAAGAAAAGCUGAGCUUGAGGAGAAAUUGCAAGUUUUAAAUGAAAAGAAGCAUAAUCUAGUACAAAUGCUAAAGCAGAUUUUAAAUGUAGAGGAGGAAAUGAAGAAAAGGAACAGUAUACAAGCAUCAAUGCUUCGCCCUUCUGCUCCUCUUCAAGUUGAUGGUACAAUUGACUUGGGAUCCAUCACUAGAAAUGCUGUUCCUAGGAUAAGCUCUGAGGGUAAUUUCAGUGGUGAUCUAGAAGGGGAAGCAGAAGACAUCUCUAAUCCUAAUACACAUGGCCGCCAUCUGCAACGCAUGCGUAGCACUUCUCCAUCUUCAGCUUCUCCACUUAGAAGGCCCACAUAUAGCUCUUCUCAACAUAAUGCGAUUCCACACACAAGUCGAGGAAGUUUUGGAACUGCUGGGCAUGCUCAGACCACAACUGCCACACCGAUGGGUGUUACAGCCAGUCCAUCACGUUUUGCUCCUACUGGACACCCAGGUCAUCCUGCAAAUCUACCCCCAGUAUCUGUGUAUGGAACCCACUAUAGUGCCUCUUCUCCUUCCCCUGCAGCAUCAGGGGGCACAUCAGUCUUUAGAGAUUCUCGUUUGACAAGUCCUUCAUGGAGUUAGAGAUGACUCUGCUCAUCAGCCACACUCCAUGGUGACAUUACUGACUUCAAACACCAUGGUAUCAGUGAUAGGGUGUUGUGGAGAAAGAGCUCAGCAGAAUCCAGAUGGAGAAAUGGUAGUCUUCGAUAAAAAAAAGGUAGUCUUGUGGAACAUAAUGUUCUUUUUCAUUGUAAUCAUCUUUUUUACAGUUCUAAGAUCUUUGUAACAUACACUUCUUUGUCUUCCUUUGAUCUUUUACCUCUUCUUAGCUUUGCAUUUUUGUACAGAAACCUCUCUAUGUUGAUGUCUGUAAAUGACUAAUUACCUGGUGUUGAUUUAAUUUUAUGGAAAUUUCCACUGACUUUCACA